AUGCCGGAACAACAGCUGCAACUGGACGGCGAAUGGAGGGCGAUACUGCCUAACCUACUAACAAAGGCAGACUUUGAAGCCCUCUCCGACCGACUGGGCCACGUGGUCAGGGAGGAAGUGGCCCAAUUGAGAGCAGACCUAUUGAACGUGGAGGCACGGAUGUCCGUGGCAGAGGCUGAAACCAGGGAGCUCUGCACAGACCUCGAACACACAAACACCGCGGUUACCACCCAAGAAGCUGACAUAGCCCACCUAACCACGUGGGUGGACGAUUUAGAUAACCGCGGAUGCAGGAUGAACUUGCGAGUCUGCGGAGUAAGAGAGGGGGGCCCAGCCGAAAACAUCCCAGAACUCCUGAGGCAGAUCUUCAGCCAGGUAUUGGGCAAUCAGAACAUGCCCAGACUGGGCCUAGUCAGGGCUCACUGAGCACUGCGACCUCCACCCACACCGGAGGAUCAGCCCAGAGAUAUAGUAUGCUGCCUAGAUAAUUUUCAGUUGAAGGAAGAAAUUCUGCGCACAGCAAGACGCAUAGGCACCAUCCGCUUGGAAGAACAGACAAUAGCAAUUUACCAAGACCUCUCCCGCUACACACUACAAGCCAGACGUGCCCUGCGCCCAAUCACCACCCUCCUGCAACAUACCUGCAUACAGUACCGCUGGGGCUACCCCUUCUCCCUCUCAGCCCGAGACGGCCCGGAUUACCUGACGAUACGGAAACCUGAUGACGUCCCUGUAUUUAUGCGCACCCUGGGACUCCCACCGGUUACGGUCCCCAACUGGCUGGCGAGGUCGUUCCUCCUACAACCAUACAGACCUUAG
This is a messenger RNA of Pelobates cultripes (western spadefoot toad), 819 nucleotides long. The record is from the annotation of a GenBank genome assembly. NCBI's taxonomy places the organism in Eukaryota, Metazoa, Chordata, Amphibia, Anura, Pelobatidae.